This is a messenger RNA of Penicillium chermesinum, 699 nucleotides long. RefSeq lists its product as uncharacterized. Bases 1 to 699 code for a protein of 232 amino acids. The transcript has a single exon. NCBI's taxonomy places the organism in Eukaryota, Fungi, Ascomycota, Eurotiomycetes, Eurotiales, Aspergillaceae. The record is from RefSeq and is a predicted model, not a curated record.
AUGCCAACGCAGUUCCUAAGCCUGCCCGGCGAGAUACGCAAUCAAGUAUAUAGACACGCCCUCGUACGGCAAGAAACCAUUGGCCUGCAGUAUGGUAAAUGUACAGCCCGCGGCAUCAUACCCAAUCUGCUCUGUACAAGCCGACGGAUCCACCGCGAGGCUCUGCCAUUCCUAUAUGGCGAAAACCGGUUCGCCUUACUUGCUCUGAAUAGGGUGAUGGCGGGGGAGAUUGCCAGAUUCCCAGAUCAAAUCGGGCCCCGCAAUGGCCGCUUUAUUGAAAGUGUUCAGAUCUGUCAUCCUAUCUUCCGCAAUCUGGGCGAUGAUGCGAAACUGGACGAGAACUGCGUGCAGCUGCUUUCCAGGCUGCAGAGACAGUGUCCUAAUCUCAAGACCCUUAUUAUGUGUCCGAAAAGCACGGAUUUUGUGAUAAGAUUGCAGUUGGCGCCGCUGGUUCCUGUGAAUCCGAGUUAUAUCACCGAGUCGCUGUUGUCCUUUGAUGGCCGUCUGAAGGCUAUUCCUUCGCUUGAGGAGAUCAUUGUUCAGGUUUACCAGGAUACGCCGCUUCUUAAUUUUCUCAGAGGAAUGGAGCCGCGAGGCUGGAGGAUUGAUGUGCUCGAUGCAGUCAGUCGACACAGCGACGACGAACUGCAGGAUAAUGUCUUUGGACGCAUUGCCCCGAGCCCACUAAGAAGAUCAUGA